Austrofundulus limnaeus is the source of this 1586-nucleotide messenger RNA. RefSeq names its product replication factor C (activator 1) 3 (gene rfc3). Bases 324 to 1394 code for a protein of 356 amino acids. Gene Ontology annotation, molecular function: ATP hydrolysis activity; DNA clamp loader activity; DNA binding. The transcript is spliced from 9 exons. The record is from RefSeq and is a predicted model, not a curated record. Gene Ontology annotation, cellular component: nucleus; DNA replication factor C complex. Gene Ontology annotation, biological process: DNA repair; DNA-templated DNA replication. Lineage: Eukaryota; Metazoa; Chordata; Actinopteri; Cyprinodontiformes; Rivulidae.
CAGAUUUUUACUCCUAUUUUAUUAUAGAAACAAAGUGAAAGGGGGUUUGAAGUUAUUUAAUGAACAGUUUUGACUGCUGUUUUUAAAGUUUAUGGGCUGACAAGUUAAAAAAAAAACGUACAACAUCCCUAAGAAGAGGCUUUUAUUUUAUUUAGAUGUUUUAUUUUUAACACGCGUAUGUAGAGUUUUUGACCCCUUUGACUUUCCGUAGUUGCCGGAAGUGAAGYAGCGCGGUUGGAAUGUGUUUCGCGGGAGUUCAGCGACUGAACUGGCUGUGUUUUUGAACUCGGACGAUAGAUCUUUACUAAAUUGUUUUUAUAAUAAUGAGUUUGUGGCUGGAUAAAUAUCGACCUACUUCUCUCGGGAAGCUCGACUUCCAUAAGGAACAAGCGACUCAGCUGAAAAACCUGGUCCAAUGUGGCGACUUCCCUCACUUGUUGGUGUACGGUCCAUCAGGAGCGGGGAAGAAGACCCGCAUCAUGUGUUUACUGAAGGAGCUGUAUGGGCCAGGAGUGGAGAAGCUCCGCAUAGAGCACCAAACUGUAGUGGCUCCAUCAAAGAAGAAAAUUGAGAUAAACACAGUAGCCAGCAACUAUCACUUGGAGGUCAACCCAAGCGAUGCAGGAACCCAGGACCGUGUGGUGAUUCAAGAGCUGAUUAAAACUGUGGCUCAGUCCCAGCAAAUCCAGUCGAGCACCCAGAGAGACUUCAAAGUGGUGCUCCUAACAGAGGUGGACAGACUCACAAAAGAUGCUCAGCAUGCUCUGCGUCGCACAAUGGAGAAGUACAUGUCUACCUGCCGCAUCAUCCUCUGYUCAACGUCCACCUCCAAGGUCAUCGAGCCGAUCAGGAGCCGCUGUCUGGCCGUCAGGGUUCCUCUGCCGAGCACGGAGGAGGUCUGCAGCGUGCUAACGUCGGUGUGUAAAAAGGAGGGUCUGCUCCUGCCCCCAGAACUGGCCCGACAAAUCAGUGAGAAGUCUGGACGCAACCUCCGCAAAGCCCUUUUGAUGUGCGAGGCCUGCAGAGUGCAGCAGUAUCCGUUCUCAGCUGACCAGGAUGUGCCAGAGGCAGACUGGGAGGUCUACCUGAGAGACACCGCUAACGCCAUCGUCAGCCAGCAGAACCCUCAGAGGUUGUUGGAGGUCCGGGCCCGGCUCUACGAGCUGCUGAUUCACUGCAUCCCUCCUGACAUCAUCAUGAAGAGUCUGGUGAAAGAGCUGCUGAAUAACUGCGACGGACAGCUGAAGACGGAGGUGGCUCACCUGGCAGCGUACUACGAACACAGACUGCAGCUGGGCAGCAAAGCCAUCUACCACCUGGAGGCGUUCACAGCCAAGUUUAUGGCCAUUUAUAAGAAGUUUAUGGAGGACGGACUGGAUGCUAUGAUGUUUUAAGUGUUAAACUGACUUAUUGUAGAGUUCAAAAGCCCUUGUGGUGACACAAAACUACCAAAUGCAGGCUUUGACAGGUUUGGUGUUUGUUGCUCAUAAACACUUCUGCUCAGUUUAAUGUAAAACAACAAAGUUGCAGGAAAUGAGGAUUUAUGAUGUUUUUGUGAGUCACAAUAAAUUACUUUGUUUACAACA